AUGAAGAAGCGAAUCAUUCCAUUACCCUAUUUUCUGCUAAUUUUUUUUCCUCUACCUCCGAUGAUUAUCAAGUACAGACCGAGAUCAACGGCUUCAAUCCCUUAUUUACUUGCAGGUGAAUGUAGAAGAAGCGUCUCUACCUCGAUUUCAAAAUUCGCCUCUUUCACUACCGGAAUACGCCGAAGCUCCGGCAGAUUCUAUGGUCAAGGAUUCCAGAGCGGAAGGGGAGAGCAUACUUCAUCAUGUGAAGAUGACUUCUUAGAAUUAGGCCCACCAGUGCAAGAAACUGGUGGUAAACUGAAAUUGGCGACAGAGAAACCUGAAUUUCGUCUGAAAGUGAAUCCCGUACCAAAAGCAAAACCGAGCCAUUACUCUUCAGAAAAUACGCCCGGCAUUUGGAGUUCUGUUAUUAAAAAUUUCCAAGCCCCAAAGACCAAGCCUCGGGAUCAAAAGGAUACUUCUUCAUUAGCUGUUAAGCAGAACCAAGGCUCCAAAAGUGGCAAUCCUAUAACUAUCAAGGAGGAUAGAUCAAAGAAUAGUCGCGAUACUGUGAAUAAUAUAGCUUCAAAGUUUAGCCUUUCUGAUUGGGAUACAGCAUCAUCAGCUUCUGGGAAGGUGUCCUCUGCACACGUCCGGAGAUCACCUGAUAACCUUAAUUCUUGUGACACUCAGUUUAUGGUAAUAUGUCACUCUGUUACUUUAAUUUAA
Oldenlandia corymbosa var. corymbosa is the source of this 708-nucleotide messenger RNA. The record is from the annotation of a GenBank genome assembly. Lineage: Eukaryota; Viridiplantae; Streptophyta; Magnoliopsida; Gentianales; Rubiaceae.